AAAACUGGUCGCAGGACCGGAAGCGCGAUAGCUCUCAGAUUGGAGACAACGGGGCCGUUUAAGGCAGAGCGAACGACCUGGUGCCAUUGGAACCGGCUACAUUCUCCACUCAGGCUCCUUCCCAAAUUGGAAAAAAACCUCCAAAAUCCUGGCAGCCUAUGGAAAAGCACUGAGUCGGACCGCAAAGUAUACGGCGACCAUCGAAACAGCCGAGCCACUAAGGGCCAGCGGAAGCCCCGCCCCUAGGGGGAGGCAGCCUCGCGGUGGAGGAAAGAAGCCCAAGCUCUGCCCCCGGGGCGGAGCUCGCCGGCCAUGGCUACGCCCCCGGGGGCCGGUCCCGCUGCUCUGCGCUUUGCUGCGGCUGCCAGCUGGCUAGUCGUGCGCCAACGCUUAGUGGAACAUUUUCCGCGAGUGUUGGAGUUUCUGCGGUCCCUGCGCGCUGCUGCUCCUGGCUUAGUUCGCUAUCGCCACCACGAACGCCUGUGUAUGGGCCUAAAGGCCAAGGUGGUGGUGGAGCUGAUCCUCCAGGGCCGGCCUUGGGCUCAGGUUCUGAAUGCCCUGCAUCACCACUUCCCAGAGUCUGGACCUGUAGUGCGGGACCCCAAAGCUACAAAGCAGGAUCUGAAGAAGAUCUCCGAGGCACAAGAAGCCUUUUGCCAGCAGGUGAAGGGGCUGGCAGAAGCCCCUGUGGAUUUGGCUGGGAAGUUGCAGGAACUUGAACAAGAGUAUGGGGAACCUUUUCUGGCUGCUAUGGAAAAGCUGUUUUUUGAAUACUUAUGUCAGCUGGAAAAAGCGCUGCCUGCACCACAGGCUCAGCAGCUUCAGGAUGUGCUGAGUUGGAUGCAGCCUGGAAUUUCUAUCACUUCUUCUUUUGCUUUGAGCCAGUAUGGUGUGGACAUGGGGUGGCCACUUCCAGAGUGCUCUGUUACUAAUUCAGUGAACGUGACAGAGCCCAUGGAGCAGAGGCCUCCCCAGCAACCAAGACCAGCACUCCACCAACCUCUGCCAAAAGCCAAGCCUGGCCCAAACCUUCCUGAGGUACCAGCCUUAAGGAAGCACUCAGAACCUUUGGCUGGCCAUCACUUCAAUCUGGCCCCUCUAGGCCAGCGAAGAAUCCAUUCCCAGUGGGCAUCCACUAGGGUAGGCCAUAAGGAGCGCCCCACAGUCAUGCUGUACCCCUUUAGGAAUCUGGGUUCACCAACCCAGGUUAUAUCUAAACCUGAGAACAGGGAAGAACAAGGGACACACAUGGCAGUUCCAGCAGGAGAUGUCGACACGAGAGCAGCCUCCACUGGAAAGUCUAGGAGUCCAUCCCAGACCCUGGGUGGAAGGACUGUGCAGGAGAACCCAGUUGACUUGUCUGCCUCGGAGCAAAAAGAGAAUUGCUGGGACAGCCCCCUGGAGUCCCUGAGACUGUCAUUAUCACCUCCAAAGGCCAGGAAGCCAGCAUGUCCUCCAUCUCUGUGCAGCCCUGUCAUUACCAUAGGGGACUUGGUUUUGGACUCUGAUGAGGAAGAAAAUGGCCAGAGGGGAGGAAUGGAGACUCUGGAAAACUAUGAGAAGACAAAGUUUGACACCCUAAUCCCCACCUUCUAUGAAUACCUCCCCCAUCCUAGCCCCAGUGUUGUGUCUGCCCCUUCCCAUGAUCAUAUAGACUCCUCCAAUAGGACUGGAAUGUUGUCUGCAUCCUGCCUGUCUCCGCCCUCCUCACCUCUACAGGCAGUUUAGUGGGAAUAAAGUGGAAGCCUAGGCUUGGGUUGCUUGACUACAU
Molecule: messenger RNA, 1771 nt
Organism: Molossus molossus (Pallas's mastiff bat)
Lineage: Eukaryota; Metazoa; Chordata; Mammalia; Chiroptera; Molossidae
Gene: TINF2
Product: TERF1 interacting nuclear factor 2
Exons: 9
Coding region: 313-1728 (471 amino acids)
Biological process (GO): telomere capping; regulation of telomere maintenance via telomere lengthening
Cellular component (GO): shelterin complex
Molecular function (GO): telomeric repeat DNA binding
Source: RefSeq, a predicted model, not a curated record